AUGCUGCCACACCAGUGGAUACUCUCACUCCUUCCCUCGGCCUCGAGGCUGAACAUAACCAUAUACCAGCCCAACACCCCGCUAGCUCCCAGCCCCCUCCCACCACCCGGGGCCUCAUCAGCAUGCGAUGAGAUAGUGGCCCAGUUUAUCGUGCUCUCACGCUCCACCAAAUGGAACAUCGUCGACAAGGUUCCCUUCGAGGGCGACACGUUUGAGCCCGAAGGCCUCGUGCGCCUCGGGUCUGACCUCUACAUGGUCUCCGCAGGGGAGUACAUGGAGCGCACGGUCAAGUAUUCUCCCGACGGCGGCACGUGGAUCGACGGCACGGACCGCAGCGCCGGCGCCGGGUUCGCGCACAUGAUGGUGUUCGACGGGCGCGGGCGCAGGAUCGCGGACGCCAGCAUCUCGGAGGCCGGGAGUCUCGAGUACCACAACGGGGGCAUCGAGUACGACGGCACUCACCUCUGGGCGACGCUGAGCCAGUACAGGCCCAACACGACGGGCACGCUGGUGAGGAUGGACCCGGGACGUCUGGAGCCGGAGGUCGUGCUCAAGGUCGCGGAUCACCAAGGCGGCGUGGUGCGUGAUUCGUUCGGCGGCGGUUUGCUGACGACCUUCAACUGGGGCUCAAGAGAAGCAUCGCUGUGGCCCCAGGUUCACAGCCUCGGUGCUUCGCCAAAGUUCAGUACUCCGCUCGCUACCGUGAGAAACCCGGCCCAUUACGUUGAUUACCAGGACUGCAAACAUCUAGGCCGACCUAGAUACUACGGGAAUGUGAGCGUGAUGAUAUGCUCAGGUAUCGCCAACCUAGGCGAAGGCGUGUCGAUCGGAGGACUGGCGCUGGUGGAAAUGCAUACCAUGAGACCUCUGUACGAGGUUCCGAUGAUGAUGACGAGUGAUUUAGGAGCUUUGAUUACCAAGAACCCAAUGGAUGUUGCGUUGGUCGACGGCAAAAUGCGGUUUUAUUUCUUACCAGAUGAAAGAAAUUCAACGCUGUACAUUUACGAGGCCGCAUGGGUAUGA
Messenger RNA from Truncatella angustata, 1023 nucleotides. RefSeq lists its product as uncharacterized. The coding region runs from base 1 to 1023 and encodes 340 amino acids. The record is from RefSeq and is a predicted model, not a curated record. NCBI's taxonomy places the organism in Eukaryota, Fungi, Ascomycota, Sordariomycetes, Amphisphaeriales, Sporocadaceae. The transcript has a single exon.